UUGCCCAAAAUGAGGAAGCGCCAUACACACGGCUGCAGAGUCGCCUUGGGGGCCUGAGGAGCGUAGGGGACAGGUCAUCCUGCUCAGGGCCCUGGAGCUGCCUUGGCGGGACCUCCCAGGCCCCGAGCCCGGCACCCCGGCCCGCCCAGAACCCGCGCCAGCCCCGCCCCGACAGCCUCACCUGGUGCAGCUCAUCACCUACCAGCUAGUGGCCAGUGGUCGUUAUGUGGCUAGCCUACUUGCCUUCCUUUCAUGUAACUUUUCACAAGAAAACUGCUCAACUCUGAUUUAUGGUGAUACAAGGGAUUGAACCUAGGACUUUGGAUCCUCAGACAUAAGAGUCUCUUUGCAUAACCUUUAUGCUAUCUACCCCCACCCAAUAGACAGACCUUCUUACAUCCUGGACCCCUGAGGAGAAGACAUAGGCAUGGCUGACAGUGCUAACCACCUGCCCUUCUUCUUCGGCAACAUCACCCGGGAGGAAGCAGAGGACUACCUUGUGCAGGGGGGCAUGAGUGAUGGACUCUACUUGCUGCGUCAGAGUCGCAACUACCUAGGGGGCUUUGCUCUGUCUGUAGCACAUGGAAGGAAGGCGCACCACUACACCAUUGAGCGGGAACUGAACGGCACCUAUGCCAUCGCAGGUGGCAGGACCCAUGGCAGCCCUGCAGAGCUCUGCCAUUAUCAUUCCCAGGAGUCCGAUGGCCUGGUCUGCCUCCUUAAGAAGCCCUACAACCGACCACCUGGAGUGCAGCCCAAGACCGGACCAUUUGAGGACCUGAAGGAGAACCUCAUCAGGGAAUAUGUGAAACAGACUUGGAAUCUGCAGGGUCAGGCACUGGAACAGGCAAUCAUCAGCCAGAAACCUCAGUUGGAGAAGCUCAUCGCCACCACAGCCCAUGAAAAAAUGCCCUGGUUCCAUGGAAAAAUCUCUCGGGAUGAGUCUGAGCAAAUUGUCCUGAUAGGAUCAAAGAUAAAUGGAAAAUUCCUGAUCAGGGCCAGGGAUAACAAUGGGUCCUAUGCCCUGUGCCUGCUGCAUGAAGGGAAGGUGCUGCAUUACCGCAUUGAUAAGGACAAGACGGGGAAGCUCUCCAUCCCUGAUGGGAAGAAGUUUGACACGCUCUGGCAGUUAGUUGAACAUUAUUCUUAUAAGCCAGAUGGUUUAUUGAGAGUCCUUACAGUUCCAUGUCAAAAAAUUGGUGGGCAAGCAGCAGGAAAUAUUACUUUUGGAGCUCGUCCCCAGCUUCCAAUCUCCCAUCCUGCGACUUGGUCAGCGGGUGGAAUAAUCUCAAGAAUCAAAUCAUACUCCUUCCCCAAGCCUGGCCACAGAAAGACCACCUCCACCCAAGGUAACCGGCCAGAAAGCACAUUUAACCCCUACGAGCCAGACCGAGGACCCUGGGUCACAGACCGAGAUGCCCAGAGAGAAGCCUUACCCAUGGACACAGAGGUAUAUGAAAGCCCCUAUGCAGACCCUGAGGAGAUCAGGCCCAAGGAGGUCUACUUGGACCGGAAGCUGCUGACUUUGGAGGAGAAUGAGCUGGGCUCUGGUAACUUUGGGACCGUGAAGAAGGGCUAUUACCAGAUGAAGAAAGUUGUAAAAACAGUCGCUGUGAAAAUUCUGAAAAACGAGGCCAAUGACCCUGCUCUUAAAGAUGAGUUAUUAGCAGAAGCAAAUGUCAUGCAGCAACUGGACAACCCUUACAUUGUACGCAUGAUUGGGAUUUGUGAAGCUGAGUCUUGGAUGCUGGUUAUGGAGAUGGCAGAGCUGGGCCCACUCAAUAAAUAUUUACAACAGAACAGGCAUGUCAAGGAUAAGAACAUCAUAGAGCUUGUUCAUCAGGUUUCUAUGGGAAUGAAGUAUUUGGAAGAGUGCAAUUUUGUGCACAGGGAUCUGGCUGCAAGAAAUGUCCUGCUGGUUACUCAACAUUAUGCCAAGAUCAGUGAUUUUGGGCUUUCCAAAGCACUUAGUGCUGAUGAAAACUACUACAAGGCUCAGACACACGGAAAGUGGCCAGUAAAGUGGUAUGCACCAGAAUGCAUCAACUACUAUAAGUUCUCCAGCAAGAGUGAUGUCUGGAGCUUUGGAGUCUUAAUGUGGGAAGCAUUUUCUUAUGGGCAAAAACCAUAUCGGGGAAUGAAAGGAAGUGAAGUUUCUGCCAUGCUGGAGAAAGGAGAGAGGAUGGGGUGCCCCCCAGGUUGUCCAAGGGAGAUGUAUGAGCUGAUGAACCUGUGCUGGACGUAUGAGGUGGAGAACAGGCCUGGAUUCGUAGCAGUGGAACUCCGACUGCGUAAUUACUACUAUGAUGUAGUGAACUAAAGAAUGGCUCCUGCAUCUGUCUGUGACUGCCUUCAAGCAAAAAACGAUCCAUGGAAAAGGUAUUCCAGCGCAUGGAUUUGAGACUCUCUCUCUCCCUUUGCCCAUCUGGGAGAGUAUCAGCCUUGUGUGGGGCAUUCCUAUGACUCUUUAUUCCCCGGAGCCUGCUCCAGAUCAUCACCUCUACAAAGCAAAUGUGUCCCAGAAGAGCCAUGGAAAGAAAAUGGAAAACCGAAUCAAAGAGACUAUGCAUUCGUUCUCUGUAUGGUUUUCAUGCCAGAUUAUUUUCAGGAUGGAUUUUCCAGACUCCUUUCCUGUUUCAUUUUUCUGCUGCUGGGCUGCUUUGGCUUCUGCUGGCUGGCCUGGAAGCCUUGCCCAGUGAUGCCGGACUCACCAGCGCUGCGUGUUCAGUGUCUAAAGGGUGCAGUUAGCUAUAGGGCUCAGAGUAAGGAGGAAACAUGGAGGAGAAGAUAACUUGACCAUCUCCAAGACUUGACUCCAACAGACAGCAAGAUGGUGCCCUGCCUGCCACUGGAAAGCAUUCCCAGUGAUACAAGUGCUUUAAGGCUUAAAAACUAUAAGAAUAAAAGAAAAUAAAGCUG
This is a messenger RNA of Erinaceus europaeus (western European hedgehog), 2919 nucleotides long. RefSeq names its product spleen associated tyrosine kinase (gene SYK). Gene Ontology annotation, cellular component: cytoplasm; extrinsic component of cytoplasmic side of plasma membrane. Bases 428 to 2320 code for a protein of 630 amino acids. Gene Ontology annotation, biological process: cell surface receptor protein tyrosine kinase signaling pathway; macrophage activation involved in immune response; positive regulation of mast cell degranulation. The transcript has 16 exons. The record is from RefSeq and is a predicted model, not a curated record. Lineage: Eukaryota; Metazoa; Chordata; Mammalia; Eulipotyphla; Erinaceidae. Gene Ontology annotation, molecular function: ATP binding; signaling receptor binding; non-membrane spanning protein tyrosine kinase activity.